AUGGAAUUGAAAUGUGUGGAUACUCAUACAAGGCCAGUUCUUAAAGGACAAAAGCCAGACAUUACAUUCUAUAUACAAAAUCAAGUUCUUACUGAUAUUAAUAUAAUCUCCAUUUUGGAGAUCAAAGUCACAGAAAAAGAGGAUGACUGGGUGCAAAAUCCAUCUAUUGCACAACUCUGCCAAUUUCUGGAGACACUUUUGCAGUUUAAUCUUGAUCAAAAGGAG
This is a messenger RNA of Paraglomus brasilianum, 225 nucleotides long. Lineage: Eukaryota; Fungi; Glomeromycota; Glomeromycetes; Paraglomerales; Paraglomeraceae. The record is from the annotation of a GenBank genome assembly.